GCAGCAACUAGCGGCAGAGGCAGUGGCAGCAGCUUCUCCUCCUCUAGUCACCCUCCUCUUCCCCUACCCCCAGCCUCUGGAGGUAACCGAGCGCAGGACUCGAACUUGCCACCCGGACUCACCUCAGAGAACAGGAGAUUACAGCUCUCUAUCCCCGGGACCAGGCAGCGGCGCUACCAUGCGGGGCUGCGAGAUCUCCCUGAUCCUCUUGACCCUAGUCCUCUGCGAAGCGCCCUGGGGGACCGCGGCUCCCUUGCCGCCAGUUGGCGUGGAGAACCUGAUGGCCAAGAUAUACCCGAGGGGGAGCCACUGGGCGGUAGGGCACUUAAUGGGAAAAAAGAGCACUGGAGAUUUUCCAUAUGCUUAUGAAGGAGGAGACAAGAUACCUGUGGUACCUGAUAGUUCCAAGCCGCUAAGUGAAUACCUGCAAUGGGAAGAAGCAGAGAAGAAUUCACUGCCUCUGUUAGAAGGGAAAGGUAGUAGAAGCAGUCAGCUACUUCGGCACAGUCUCCUGGGCUACCGUCAGCCCACCAGAGACUUAGACAGUGAUGACCACACUAAAGAUAUGCUGGAAUCCUUACUUCAGGUUCUUGACAUGAAGGAAAGCAUCCUGAGCUGAACUGGAGAUGGCCCCUUUCAAAGGAACAAUAUCUUUAAAUGACUGUGGUCUACGAGCACUGAUUAUGUCAGAUGACGAUGCUGUUUGCUUUGUGUAAAAAAGAUUUCUUUUGAGCAAAUCCUGUUGCUGUUCUUGUAUCAUUCCACCUUGCCUAAAUCCAUAUUUUUCAAGCAGUAUUUUGUUUGAACUGCUUUGCUGCCAAUAACUAUUGAGGAAGGAUCUUUAGAUCUUUAUAUUUUCCCAACCUAUGUUGUCUAUUUGUCCUUUAGUUUUGAGAUUCCUGAUAUGUCAACAUUCACAAAAAAAAUUAAAAUUCUUUUGAAAAGGCAAGUUAAUGCUGUUGCUUCAGUCCAGACAUGGAGAAGGCCCAUGCAACAGAGAUUACAUUUGUCAAGUUGUUUGAUGAUUGGU
This is a messenger RNA of Phascolarctos cinereus (koala), 1030 nucleotides long. RefSeq names its product gastrin releasing peptide (gene GRP). Gene Ontology annotation, molecular function: neuropeptide hormone activity. Gene Ontology annotation, biological process: neuropeptide signaling pathway. The record is from RefSeq and is a predicted model, not a curated record. Lineage: Eukaryota; Metazoa; Chordata; Mammalia; Diprotodontia; Phascolarctidae.